This is a messenger RNA of Oncorhynchus tshawytscha (Chinook salmon), 4908 nucleotides long. RefSeq names its product WD repeat domain 47a (gene wdr47a). The transcript is spliced from 17 exons. NCBI's taxonomy places the organism in Eukaryota, Metazoa, Chordata, Actinopteri, Salmoniformes, Salmonidae. The coding region runs from base 393 to 3179 and encodes 928 amino acids. Gene Ontology annotation, molecular function: protein binding. The record is from RefSeq and is a predicted model, not a curated record.
CCACCUAUCCCGCCUGUGCUGUUUGACCCGGGGGUGUAUUCAUUAGGCCGUGUGUUGCAAAACGUUUUGCUACACAAACGCUGUUGACUUUUGUUUUGUUCUUAAACGAAAGUUGUAGUUCAGUGGUGUCUCGCUUCAAACAUAAAUACGUGGCUGGAAGAAAUUGUAACGCAGCGGAAUUCACGCCACUUGAGAGCAUGGAAUAGUCAGUCAAACAGAUUGUACGUGCCGUUGAAGAGCGUUCGGAGCCGCUCCUGUUGCUAAACGUUUUGCGAUAGAAUCGACGUAAUGAAUACACCCUCGACCAGCCGCUCUCCUGUCGGCUGGCUAUCAUCUGAAUCUGUUAGUGGCUUUGGGUGUCUGACUACUUACUCUUCGUGCCCGCCGUCACCAUGACAGCAGAGGAGAUCAUCAAUGUGAAGGAGGUGGAGAUCAUCAAGGUGAUCCUAGACUUCCUCAACUCCAGGAAACUUCACAUCAGCAUGCUGGCCCUGGAGAAAGAGAGCGGAGUCAUCAAUGGACUCUAUUCUGACGACAUGCUGUUCCUCAGACAGCUGGUGUUGGAUGGGCAGUGGGACGAGGUGCUCCAGUUCAUUCAGCCGUUGGAGUGCAUGGACACGUUUGACAGGAAAAGGUUCCGUUACAUCGUCCUGAAGCAGAAGUUUCUGGAGGCCCUGUGUGUGAACAACGCCAUGUCUGCUGAGGACGAGCCACAGCAUUUGGAGUUCACCAUGCAGGAGGCAGUGAAGUGUCUUCAUGCUCUGGAGGAGGUCUGUCCCUCUAAAGAUGACUACAGCAAGCUAUGUCUGCUCCUCACCCUGCCUCGUCUCACCAACCACGCUGAGUUCAAGGACUGGAACCCCAGCACGGCGCGGGUGCACUGUUUUGAAGAGGCGUGCACCAUGGUGGCAGAGUUCAUCCCUGCAGACAGGAAGCUGAGCGAAGCUGGGUUCAGGGCCUCAGGGAACCGCCUCUUCCAGCUCCUCAUUAAAGGAGUUCUGUAUGAGUGCUGCGUCGAGUUCUGCCAGAGCAAGGCGACAGGCGAGGAGAUUACGGAGGGCGAGGUGCUCCUGGGGGUGGACAUGCUGUGUGGGAACGGCUGUGACGACCUGGACCUGUCCUUACUGUCCUGGAUGCAGAACCUGUCCCACAGCGUCUUCUCCUGCGCCUUCGAGCAGAAGCUGCUCCAGAUCCACGUGGACCGCCUGGUCAAGCCCGCCAAGGCCGGCUACGCAGACCUCCUCACCCCGCUAAUCAGCAAGCUGUCCCCCUACCCCUCCUCGCCCCUCCGCCGCCCCCAGUCCGCCGAUGCCUACAUGUCCCGCUCCCUGAACCCGGCCCUGGACGGGCUGUCCUAUGGUCUGUCUGGCCAGGAGAAGAGGGGCCCAGGGGGGGACAUGGCGGGGGGGAAGGGGGUGUCCCCCAUGUCUCAUUCCUUCGCUAACUACCACACGGGGGGCCAGAGUCUGAGCAGGAGUCUGAUGCUGGAGAGCUCCGACUGCCACAGCAUCUUUGAGGAGUCGCCUGAGAGCUCCAGGACGGACACGCCCGUGGAUAAGAUGAUGAGUUCGGGCACCCUGCGCCCUGACUCUGCCCCUGGAGAGGACGCCCCGUCACCAGGCUCUACAGAGAGGAACGAGCUACAUGACUCGACAGAGAAGUUUGAGGAGUUUUACCGCCAGCGUCUGAGAGUGCAGCAGCACCUGGAACAGAAGCAGCAGCAGAGACAACUCUACCAGCAGAUGCUUCUGGAGGGAGGGGUACAACACAGUGACCAGCCAGCCCCCGGGACAGACGCCAUGCAGCACAGCCUCACUGAGACGUUCCUCAACAGGUCUAUUCAGAAGCUGGAGGAGUUGAACGUUGGGAUGGAGAGUCUAGAGGAGGAUGUCCAGUCUCUGGCCCAGCAGUGCAAUGGUACCGGCCCCUCUCCCGAGAACAACAAUAUCGGUGACCCCGUAGGCUUGACCCCUGACCCCGCUGUGAUCCUGACCCCCGAGCAGGGCCAGCCCCAUGGAGGAGGGGUGGUCAGCAGCACCCCACAACGCACCGCAGCGGGUCGGGGGGUACACCCACCGAACGAAUCCCCAGUGGUCUGCCAGAGUCCUCAAGUAGCCGGACAGCCUUCCGCAUUAGACGACUCACCAGGAGCCCUAACCCGAAGUAAGGAGGGGGACAACGGGGACAAGCCCAAGGCCCUGUUUGUAGCUGUGAACACCUUGGAGGACACUCAGGCAGUGCGCGCUGUAGCCUUCCACCCCACGGGGGCGCUAUACGCUGUGGGCUCCAACUCUAAGACGCUACGCGUGUGUGCCUACCCAGAUGCACCGCUGGACACCAGUGGGGUGUCGGGUAUGACCAAGCAGCCGGAGGUUCGCUUUAAGAGGAAUAAGCACCAUAAAGGUUCUAUCUACUGUGUGGCCUGGAGUCACUGUGGAAAGCUACUAGCCACCGGCUCCAAUGACAAAUACGUCAAAGUCCUGCCCUUCAGUGCCGAGACCUGCAACGCCACAGGUCCAGACCUGGAGUUCAGUAUGCACGACGGUACCAUCAGAGACCUGGCGUUCAUGGAGGGACCAGAGAGUGGAGGGGCCAUCCUGAUCAGCGCCGGAGCCGGAGACUGUAACAUCUACACCACUGACUGUCAGAGAGGACAGGGCCUGCACGCUCUCAGCGGACACACAGGUCACGUUCUGUCUCUGUAUACGUGGGGAGGGUGGAUGAUAGCGUCAGGCUCUCAGGACAAGACUGUGAGGUUCUGGGACCUGAGGAUACCCACUUGUGUUAGAGUGGUGGGCACUGCCUUCCAUGGAUCAGGCAGUCCCGUUGCCUCGGUAGCGGUUGACCCUAGCGGUCGUCUCCUAGCGACGGGACAGGAGGACAGCGGCUGUAUGCUCUAUGACAUCAGAGGGGGACGCGUUGUGCAGACGUACCGGCCCCACUCCAGCGACGUGCGCUCCGUUAGGUUCUCCCCCGGGGCACACUACCUGCUCACUGGUUCCUACGACACCAAGGUCAUGAUCAGCAACCUGCAAGGUGACUUGACGAAGCCGUUGCCCCUGACUCUGGUAGGGGAGCACGGUGACAAGGUGAUCCAGUGCAGGUGGCAUACACACGACCUGUCCUUCCUCUCCUCCUCCGCUGACCGUACCGUCACACUCUGGACACACAACCCCUAACAGACACACACUCACGCAACACAACCCCUAACAUGCACAUAGCUUGUGAACACACAGAAAUAUAGACACACAAACACAACCCCUAAGUCACAUAUAGUGGACAUGCAUAACCUGUAAUACACAACCUAGACACACACAUGCACCCUUUUCCUGACACUCUUUUUCCUCUUGCAGCAAACAGGACAGUUUGUCCCGCUGUACAUUUGGUUGUGUGGCUGUCUGUGGGUAUCUUUUAGCUGUAUUUAGGUUUGAUUUCGUAUCUUGCUCAUCUCCCCUCAACAUCACUGCUUCUGUGAACAACUCUCACUUUAGCAAAUGCAUCCCCUAGUUGUGUGUGUGUGUGUGUGUGUGUGUGUGUGUGAGUGAGUGUGUGUGUGUGUGAGUGAAAUGGAGAGAGUGAAAAAGUGCACCAACUGACCCUUCCCUUCGCUCUAUCACGCCAUUCCUCCACUCGCCCAUGACUCUUCACAUAUUCAUCUACAAAUGAUACAUCUACUCCAUGUUUUGAAUAAGGAGAGGGAUGUUUUGCUACAGUGCAUUGUUUCAUAUGGUGUCUUGAGUUAUCCAGUCUCCCAAUACAGAAACCCAUGUGGGUCCCUCUCCAUUUCAGGUCAAACCCAUGUGGGUCCCUCUCCAUUUCAGGUCAAACCCAUGUGGGUCCCUCUCCAUUUCAGGUCAAACCCAUGUGGGUCCCUCUCCAUUUCAGGUCAAAAAGUUAAGUUAUCUGUGAGAUCUUUUCAAGAACAAAUUGACAUUCCUAAUUAGUUUGCACAGUCAGUGUUUUUGUUACAGCGUGUGUUACUAUGCUGCUAUUAUUUGAGAAGAAACCAAGGCAACGAUGUUGCGAUCUAAACUGCUGACAAUAUGUCAGUGUGUGACUCAGUACAUCAGGUCCUCCUUGCCGGAGUUGAAUCUGUUGCAUAGGUCGAUCAAUUAGCUAUCGGUUGCUUAGCUGUUGUCAAUACUACUACUGUGGGAGUUUCCGAUGCCUAACGUUACUGUGCAAGUCUGCCCACCGUAUUUCUGCUUUAGGCUUUGUAAAUAUCGGAGUCAAAAAUGUGUACGUUUUUAAUGCUGAAUCAGUGUUUGGUGCAAAAUGCUGUCUUCAGACAGUUGUUGUGGUGUUUCUUGCUAUGGCUUGCCUGCAAAUAGGAAAAAUAAAAGUUGUUUUAUAUCGACUUGGAAGGGAAUAACAGAUCUACUUGUUGGCUUGGCCAGCUUCAGCGUGCGGUUAAGCAACACUCCCUAUGUAGUGUAGCUUUGCUUUCAUCUGCAAUGUUACUGGUUGCUACCUAGAUGGCAGGCUCUGCCUAUUUCGAAAGGGAGUGGCUUGUGCACAAUAUCUUCUAAAACGAUCAACCGUAUUAAGGGUGUUUUGCGUUUCUUACUUUCAUUUUCUGUAUUUUGCACUUUGUCACUAGACACACCAUUUAAUACGGUUUUGUUUGAUUUAGCAAAAUGCAGGCUUGAGUUUUAGGCUUUGUUCUUUGUACAGUUUCUCAUUUUAAAUUAAAAGGCCAAACUAAUAAAUAGAUGUAUUUAUUUAUCUUUUAUUAUUUUAAAAUGUUCUUGUAAUAUAGGCAUCCUGUUCUGUUGAUAUGAAAUUAGAUAGUGGUUCUGGUAUGUAGCUUUUCUAAACCUUGUUUUAAGUGACUAAGAGAAAUUAAUAGAGCUUAUUGAAGUGUGAUCGCUGCUGUGGUAUCUAAAUAAAAUCCUCUUUGACAUUUCA